This is a messenger RNA of Brassica napus (rape), 4302 nucleotides long. Its product is annotated as ABC transporter B family member 4. The coding region runs from base 252 to 4133 and encodes 1293 amino acids. Gene Ontology annotation, biological process: transmembrane transport. Gene Ontology annotation, cellular component: membrane. Gene Ontology annotation, molecular function: ATP binding; ABC-type transporter activity; ATP hydrolysis activity. Lineage: Eukaryota; Viridiplantae; Streptophyta; Magnoliopsida; Brassicales; Brassicaceae. The transcript is spliced from 11 exons. The record is from RefSeq and is a predicted model, not a curated record.
UCUCUCUCUUGAGAUAGUCACGGCUUGUUCGUCAAGAAAUGACCAGAGCUUAUAAAGUAAAUAAACUUACAUGAGUCUUUGACAAACUUCAUUUACAAUUUUUAUAUAUAUAUAUAUAUAAGCAUAGAGAUAUCUGCUCAUUCUUCAACAGCUUACACUGCAGACGCCAAGAUAGUAGUAACCCCCUUUUCACUUUUCAGCUUCUUCUUGAUCCUGUUACAGGAUCCUAAGGACUCUGUACGUUAAACCUAAUGGCUUCAGAGAGCGGUUUAAACGGAGAUUCAAAUAUAGUAGAAGAGGUUUCCGAGACCAAAAGAAGCAGAGAUGUAGAAGAAGACAAAGAAGUGAAGAAAACAGAGAAGAACAACAACACCGAAGAACAUGAGAAAACGAAAACGGUGCCGUUUUACAAGCUUUUUGCUUUUGCGGAUUCCUUUGACUUCCUCUUGAUGACCCUGGGGACGCUUGGAUCUAUCGGAAACGGACUCGGCUUCCCUAUAAUGACCAUACUGUUCGGAGAUCUAGUAGAUGCUUUUGGAGAGAACCAGACUGACUCAAAUGUUGCCGACAAAGUUUCCAAAGUAGCUCUGAAGUUCGUAUGGCUUGGAAUCGGUACUUUAGCGGCUGCUUUUCUACAGUUGUCUGGUUGGAUGAUCUCUGGAGAAAGACAAGCAGCGAGAAUAAGAAGUAUGUAUCUAAAGACAAUAUUAAGACAAGACAUAGCCUUUUUUGACGUUGAUACAAACACUGGCGAAGUCGUUGGACGAAUGUCUGGUGACACUGUGCUAAUCCAAGAUGCCAUGGGAGAGAAGGUGGGGAAAGCUAUACAGCUUCUAGCAACAUUUGUUGGAGGCUUUGUGAUAGCGUUUAUAAGAGGAUGGCUGUUAACUCUAGUCAUGUUAUCUUCAAUACCACUUCUUGUGAUGGCUGGUGCGGGUCUGGCUAUCGUCAUCGCUAGAACCGCUUCUCGUGGACAAACCGCUUAUGCUAAAGCUGCGGUUGUAGUUGAGCAAACAAUCGGUUCCAUAAGAACGGUUGCUUCGUUUACUGGAGAGAAACAAGCGAUAAGCAAUUACAAUAAACAUCUUGUCACUGCUUAUAAAGCAGGAGUCAUAGAAGGUGGUUCAACAGGAUUAGGACUUGGCACACUCUUUCUUGUAGUCUUUUGUAGCUACGCUUUAGCUGUUUGGUAUGGAGGAAAGUUGAUUCUUGAUAAAGGGUACACAGGAGGACAAGUUCUCAACAUCAUCAUCUCUGUUUUAACUGGAUCCAUGUCUUUAGGUCAAGCAUCUCCUUGUUUAACAGCAUUUGCAGCUGGACAAGCUGCAGCCUACAAGAUGUUUGAGACAAUAGAGAGAAGACCUGACAUUGAUUCUUAUAGUACAGAUGGUAAAGUCCUGGAUGACAUCAAAGGAGACAUUGAGCUUAAAGAUGUCUACUUCACUUACCCUGCGAGGCCAGAUGAGCAGAUUUUUCGCGGUUUUUCGCUGUUUAUCUCGAGUGGAACAACCGUGGCAUUAGUUGGACAGAGUGGGAGUGGGAAGUCUACUGUUGUGAGUCUGAUAGAGAGGUUUUACGAUCCGCAAGCCGGUGAAGUUCUCAUAGAUGGUGUUAACCUAAAAGAGUUUCAGCUCAAAUGGAUCAGAAGCAAGAUAGGACUUGUGAGUCAAGAACCGGUUCUCUUCACUUCAAGCAUCAAGGACAACAUAGCUUACGGUAAAGAAGACGCUACACUCGAAGAGAUCAAAGCAGCUGCUGAGCUUGCAAACGCUUCCAAGUUUGUGGAUAAGCUUCCUCAGGGUUUGGAUACAAUGGUUGGAGAGCACGGCACCCAGCUUUCGGGUGGGCAGAAACAGAGGAUCGCUGUAGCCAGAGCCAUACUAAAAGAUCCGAGAAUCUUGCUUUUAGAUGAAGCUACAAGCGCGCUUGAUGCAGAGUCAGAGAGAGUGGUUCAAGAAGCCCUUGAUAGGAUAAUGGUUAACCGGACUACUGUUGUGGUUGCUCACCGGUUAAGCACGGUGCGAAACGCUGAUACAAUCGCUGUGAUUCACCAGGGAAAGAUUGUGGAGAAAGGCUCUCACACUGAGCUACUAAAGGACCCUGAAGGAGCUUAUUCUCAGCUCAUACGUCUUCAAGAAGAGAAGAAACCUGAAGAGACUCAAGCUGGUGAGCGUAAGAUGUCAUCAAUAGAAUCAUUCAAGCAAUCUAGUUUCAGAAAAUCGUCUCUAGGCCGGUCACUAAGCAAAGGAGGAUCAUCCAGAGGAAACAGCAGCAGACAUUCUUUCAACAUGUUUGGUUUCCCAUCAGGUAUUGAAGGAAACGACGUCGUUCAAGAUCAAGAAGAGGAUGAUACUACAGAGCCCAAGACCAAACCAAAGAAAGUAUCUAUCCGUAGAAUCGCAGCUCUAAACAAACCAGAGAUCCCCGUUCUCAUACUCGGAACAAUCUCAGCGGCAGCAAACGGUGUUAUACUUCCUAUCUUCGGUAUACUAAUCGCAAGCGUCAUCAAAGCCUUCUUCAAACCGCCUAAGGAGCUUAAAGAGGACACGAGCUUCUGGGCCAUUAUCUUCAUGGUUCUUGGUUUCGCUUCCGUCAUCGCCUACCCGGCGCAAACCUUCUUCUUUUCUAUAGCUGGUUGUAAGCUAGUGCAGAGGAUAAGGAGCAUGUGUUUUGAGAAAGUGGUUCACAUGGAAGUUGGAUGGUUUGAUGAGUCAGAGCAUUCUAGUGGAACCAUUGGUGCAAGGCUAUCGGCAGAUGCUGCGGCGAUACGUGGACUAGUGGGAGAUGCUUUGGCUCAGAUGGUUCAGAAUCUUUCUUCUAUAUUGGCUGGUUUGAUUAUUGCGUUCUUGGCGUGUUGGCAGUUGGCUUUUGUCGUUCUUGCCAUGCUUCCUCUUAUUGCACUCAAUGGGUUUCUUUACAUGAAGUUCAUGAAAGGUUUCAGCGCAGAUGCAAAGAAAAUGUAUGGGGAAGCGAGUCAGGUGGCUAAUGAUGCGGUUGGGAGCAUAAGAACAGUAGCUUCGUUCUGUGCAGAAGAUAAAGUGAUGAACAUGUACACAAAGAAGUGUGAAGGUCCUAUGAAGACAGGGAUACGUCAAGGCAUUGUCAGUGGAAUAGGUUUCGGUGUUUCUUUCUUCGUACUCUUCGCUUCUUACGCCACCAGCUUCUAUGUGGGGGCAAAACUUGUCGAUGACGGCAAGACAACCUUCGACUCUGUUUUCAGGGUUUUCUUUGCUUUGACAAUGGCGGCUGUUGCGAUAUCUCAGUCGAGUUCGUUGUCUCCUGAUUCAAGCAAAGCUGAUAUCGCUGCUGCUUCGAUUUUCGGGAUUAUCGACAGAGAAUCGAAGAUUGAUCCAAGUGUGGAAUCUGGAAGAGUGUUGGAUACUGUUAAAGGAGACAUUGAGCUUCGUCAUGUUAGUUUCCGAUACCCAUCAAGGCCUGAUGUUCAAAUCUUCCAAGAUCUUUGUCUAAGUAUUCGAGCUGGAAAGACCGUUGCUUUGGUUGGAGAAAGCGGGAGCGGGAAGUCAACGGUGAUCGCCUUGCUACAGAGGUUUUACGAUCCAGACUCAGGCGAGAUCACUCUCGACGGUGUAGAGAUCAAGACCCUGCGACUAAAAUGGCUCAGACAACAAACGGGACUCGUGAGCCAAGAACCGAUCUUGUUCAACGAAACGAUCAGAGCCAACAUUGCUUAUGGAAAAGGCGGAGACGCGAGUGAAUCCGAAAUAGUAUCAGCAGCUGAACUAUCAAACGCCCAUGGAUUCAUCAGUGGUCUACAACAGGGUUACGAUACGAUGGUGGGAGAAAGAGGAAUACAGUUAUCAGGCGGGCAAAAACAACGAGUGGCCAUAGCGCGAGCCAUCGUCAAGGAUCCUAAGGUAUUGCUACUUGAUGAAGCUACUAGCGCUCUAGACGCGGAGUCUGAACGUGUGGUUCAAGAUGCGCUUGACCGGGUUAUGGUGAACCGGACUACGAUUGUGGUGGCUCACCGGUUAUCCACGAUUAAGAACGCAGAUGUAAUUGCAGUCGUUAAGAACGGAGUUAUUGUAGAGAAAGGGAAGCACGAGAGUUUGAUCAAUAUCAAAGACGGAGUUUAUGCUUCGUUGGUGCAGCUUCAUCUCACUGCUGCUUCUUAAAACAUAUCUUUUAUGUUCAUUCGUUUUUUUUGGUUAAUUAUGCUAUGUAUUGAUGAACAUUAUUGUUAUUCAAUGAUUGAUUUUAAAUAUUAUUGAAAUCUAAUGUUAUUGGUUAUUGUAUUUAAAAUGUAUUUAUUUAAAGAUCUUAAAAUCUAGUGUUGUUGGUUCU